Hippocampus comes (tiger tail seahorse) is the source of this 885-nucleotide messenger RNA. RefSeq names its product histidine triad nucleotide binding protein 2 (gene hint2). The transcript has 5 exons. NCBI's taxonomy places the organism in Eukaryota, Metazoa, Chordata, Actinopteri, Syngnathiformes, Syngnathidae. The coding region runs from base 245 to 793 and encodes 182 amino acids. Gene Ontology annotation, molecular function: catalytic activity. The record is from RefSeq and is a predicted model, not a curated record.
CGCGUUAAAAUGUCAUUCGUGAUACAUCUUUCCCCAAACAUGGCUAAAUAAUUCAAAAGAAAAAAAACUCUUAGUUUGUGACAAAUAUCGACAAAUAUCGAGUGCGAAUGUCAAGUUAACGAGGUGCCUUGAAGGCAACACAAAGGCAGCGACGACGAGCUUCCCCGAGGAAACUCGAAACCUCCUGCGUGCUUCUGUUUGAGGACGUCGCGCUUUGACGUGGGCAUAUUGGAGAAGGACAACAAUGGCGCCUCUGGCCAUGUUUUACCGGCAUAUUCUCCGAACCUGCUUGCUUCCGAGCCGAACGGCGGCCCUAUUCGGCGGUUUGCAACUUGUUUGCGGAGCCCGGCGAGCUCUGUGCACCGGAAGUGACGAAGUACGACUGGCGGAAAAGGCCGGUAAGAAAUCUGGCCGCCCGGCUGCCACUAUCUUCUCCAAAGUGAUUGAAAGAAGCCUCCCUGCAGAUAUCAUAUAUGAGGACGACAAGUGUCUGGCUUUUCGAGACAUCAGUCCACAGGCUCCAGUUCAUUUCCUGGUUAUCCCAAAGAUGCUCAUUCCCAGGAUAAGUGAAGCCAAAGAUGACGACGCUGAGCUGCUGGGCCAUUUGCUGGUCGUGGCCAAAAAGGUGGCGAAGCAGGAAGCGCUCACGGAAGGUUAUCGAGUGGUUGUUGUGCUCUGCAGUCAUCAACGACGGCAAACACGGCGCUCAGUCUGUCUACCAUCUUCACCUUCACGUGUUGGGAGGCAGACAGAUGACGUGGCCUCCGGGAUGAACGCAUGCAUGCUUACGUAGAUUAGUACUACCUGUUGACAACGUGCAAUGUGAGUAUAUUUCCUCUACUUGUAUCAGCAAAACAGCAAAAAUAAAAAUUCACAAAAUGUUGA